GCUCAAUUGGAAACGCUGAGCCAGAACUCAAAACUGGCGGAUGAUGUUUCGAGGCUAUAGACACGGAAGCAUGGGCGACCAGCACGUCUGAUCUAGAGUGAUGUUGUUGAUCUUUUGCUUCCUAGGCCUCGUGCUCAUCGACGCUGCUGCACUUCCGAAAGGCGUGCCUCACACGAUUGGUAGGAGGGCUGAUGGACGCUGUGAUCUGUGUACGCUCGUUGUUCUCACUUCCUCAGAUAAGUAUCGUCCCGUGCAGAGCAACCAGUAUCGCUGCUACGUGUCCGAUGAGCUGAUUGACUUCAGCUUCGUUAACGAUGAUUUCUGUGACUGCCUUGACGGCACUGACGAGCCUGGCACGGCGGCGUGUGCGGGCAGUCCAAGCGUGGCCGCCUUCUGGCACGCACACGGCGAGGAGGCUGCUUUUUCUUCUACAUUCUACUGUCCACAAAAGGGUUCGAAGCCCAAGGUGGUCCCUGCAUCAGAGGUCAACGAUGGAGUCUGCGGUGAGUAAUCAGUGAUGAGACUGCACGAGGUGCAGUAGUGUUGGCUCGUUUCUAUGCUGGUUGCAGAUUGCUGUGACGGGUCUGACGAAUGGCAGGGCCUGACCCCGUGCAAGAACACAUGCUGGGACGAGGGAGCCCUUUUUCGUCAGCGCAAGCAACAGAUCGAGCAAGGCAUCGCCAGGCGUGAACGUUUCGUUAAAGAGGGCCAUACGGUCCUUGCAAGCGUCAAGGCCGAGCUGGAAAAGGAGAAGGCAACCCUUCCACAACACGAGGCUACGCUCAAGGAACUCGAAAGUACGUGCAUCGCACGUUCGUGUGGAUGGAACACCAACUACCGUGUCUGUAUUCCUGUUGCCGCAGAGGAGGAGGAUGAGUUGAAGCGGCUUGAGGCCGAAAAGAAGGCCAAAGAGCGAAAGAAGGAAGAGGAAGGGGAGAGCCAGGAACAACAGCAGCCACUGCAGUCAGAGGAAGAAGCCCUCCCACCCGUCAGCAAUGUCGAACCCGCCACGCAAGCCGAGGAGCCCUCUCCCUCCCCUCCAACCCUUCCCCCUGCCCCUGCCUCUCCCCCCGUCCAGCAGGACGACGACCUGGAUGCGCUUGACGACGAUGAGGUUCCGACGGACUGCCACGAGUGGGGGGAGGACGGCAAGUGUCACGACAAGGACCACGAGCACGAUGAAGACGAGGAGGGCUUAAUCGGAGAGGAGGACGAGAUGGACGAGGACGAGUACUAUGAAGAGGGGGAGGACAGAGAGUGGGAGGAUUCGAGAAGGCGAGCUGAGGGCAGUCCCGAGAACGCUACAGGUGAGUGGCCAGGAUAGUGCCGUUCGAUGCGUGCAUGGAAGUGUGCAUGUAUUGGGCGGGGAGAGAGGACGAGAGAGAGAAAGAGAGAGAGACAGAGAGAGAGUGAAGACGCGAAGACGCGGGUCAGUCGUUUUCAGAGCUGAUCCUUUGUAGCUCCCGUACGUCUCUGUGCUGCCCUGUCAGAUCUAGGCCGUCUACAUAGGGGCUUUGUGUUUUAUGUCUUUGUGUAGGUGCGCUGGGCUGGUUGAGGCAGUGGCGCGUCGUGCGGUGGCUGAUGAGCAUAGGCACAAAAGUCAAAGAACAAGUCAAGGACACGGCCACUCGACUCACUGCCUCCAAGCCACGCACAGGCACGUCACUGACUAGCUUGUACUGUGUCGUGUUGUAUUCUAUGUACUGUACCACACUGCGUGGGCUGCCGUGAACAUUCUCAUGCUGUCACGACGUCAUCGGUUUGUUUUGGGCAUUGGGUAUUCUGUGUCGUGUUCAGAGCUCGACAAGAUUCGCACCAAGGUGUCGGACACCCGUCACCACGUCACUGAAGCCAAGAAAAAGAUCGACCACCUUGAGAAGAAAGCGAAAGACCUCGGUAAGGGAGCCUCUGCGUUAUUUCGUCUUGUGCGCUCGCGUGUCUGUGCAGAGAGCAAGCCUGAGUAUGCGCAUCUGUAUCACAAGUGUGUCGAGACAAAUUCAGACGGGUAAGAACGUGACACACGUUACGUGCUUAACGAUGUUUCUUUGCCAGUUACGUUUACGAGGUCUGCUUCUUCAAGGAUGCUCACCAGAAGAAAGACCAUCAUAGCACCAAUCUUGGGUGAGUUUUGCAUGCUGACCAACCAGGUGCACAGCGUGCUACUCAUUUGCGUGCUAUUAUACCUUGUGCUCGCAGCCGCCGAUGGAAGUGGGAUAUCAGUACCGGGAAUCUUGACGAGGACGUCAUGCUCCUGGAGGGAGGGCAGAGCUGCUGGAACGGCCCUGCGCGGUCACUAAAGGUAUGCAUCGACGCCGUCAUUUGAAAUGUCUGCAGAGCUGCCAGCAAUCUCCCACCUCAGGUUCGUUUCGUGUGUGGCAUUGAAGAGAAGCUCCAAAACGUAAGCGAGAAGACACAUUAACUGACGCGGAUCACUCAGGCACGAACCAUUAGGUAUCGGAGCCGUCAAGGUGUGUAUAUGAGGUCAACAUGAUGUCACCGGCGGCAUGCAGACCUCAUCACGUAAGACACGUAAAGGCAUGAGCACGUCACAUAUAGCACUUUCCAUUUCGUGCAGUUGGACGAGUUCAAAUUCCUUGGUGAUUCAUCGCAGCAGCAACAUGAUGAACUCUAGCGACUAGUGUGUGUCUGUGUAUUCUUGAGUUUUGGUGCGGUUUCUUCGGUUUUCGACUAAUUCGCGAUUCGUGGAUGGCACAGUGUUGUCUUUAUUGUGUAUCGUGGCCCCGGGCCGUGCAUGAGACAGCAGAACAGAGUUGUCCCAGCAUUCACUGCUGAAAAAUGUUGCCUGAGAUUUCGCACACUAUUCUGUGCACCCACGACUGAAAAGCAGAAAAGGCGCG
This is a messenger RNA of Vitrella brassicaformis, 2858 nucleotides long. The record is from the annotation of a GenBank genome assembly. NCBI's taxonomy places the organism in Eukaryota, Vitrellaceae.